Messenger RNA from Meloidogyne enterolobii, 930 nucleotides. The record is from the annotation of a GenBank genome assembly. Lineage: Eukaryota; Metazoa; Nematoda; Chromadorea; Rhabditida; Meloidogynidae.
UUUGUAAAAAACUCUUUAGAUUGUCUUAAAUUCGUUUCAAUUUUUAUGCCGACAACCUCAAAAGCCCCUUAUUCUUAUUCUUCGUCGUUUGUGGAAAGUCAUAAAACAACUGUAUAUUCAAUUGCUUUCAACACAUUUACACCUCAAGAAGGAACAAGCACAAAUUCUAUUAAUUAUUUUGCAACUGCAGGAAAAAAUAAAGUUUCUGUUUAUAGUUGCUCUUCAAGUCAGCAAGGAAUUAGAUUAUUGAGACAGUUUGAUGACCAAGAUGCGAAAAAUGAAUGUUUUUAUGCCAUAACAUGGGCUUAUAAUUUGGAUACUUCUCUUCAUGUACUUGUAGUUGGUGGCCAUAGAGGGAUUAUUCGAGUUCUUAGUCCACACAAUGGAAGAAUGUUUUGUUCUUUACUAGGACAUGGGGAUUCAAUUAAUGAAUUGCGUACAUCUCCAACACAUCCAAUGAUUGUUGCUUCAGCAAGUAAAGACUUUACUGCACGUAUUUGGAAUAUUAUGAAUAGACAAUGUUUGGCUAUUCUUGGAGGAAUCCAAGGCCAUCGUGAUCAAGUCAUAUCUUUGGAUUUUGAUGUUACUUCAAAUUUUUUGGUUACUGCUAGUAUGGAUCACGCGGUGAAACUUUGGCAUAUUGGCCCUGGCACUGAAGUGGGUGAAGCCAUUCAAACAUCGAUAACAAAAAGCAAACCUGCCUCACAAUUUCCAACAGAAUUGCAUUUUCCUAUUUGUAAUUCAAGAGAUUUACAUACAAAUUAUGUUGAUUGUGUUCGAAUUAUGGGGGAUUUUAUAUUUUCAAAGGUUUUUUUAAAAUUUAUUUUUGGAAGUAUUGUGGCACUUGUAAAGAUUAGAAUGCUAUCCUUAUCUAAAUUUUCGGAAUUUUCUUUUGUUUUUUCCCUUUGGCAUUCAAUUAAGUAUUUAUAA